AUGGAAGAUUUAAGUUCCGCUUCAUACGGAAUACGCUUAAAGAAACUUGAUGACUUAACACCGAUCAACACGACGACAGUUUCGGUUUUUGUCAAUGGAGAUCGCAAAACAAUCAAAGUUACCCGUCCGAGCAAAAUUGCCGCUAUAAAUACCAUCAAUCAAAAUGAAACUGCGACCCAUUUCGGUCUCGUAAUCGAAAACGACUGGACAAUCACUGAUACUUCCAAUAAUAUCAGUCACUAUUCCAUCUUAUUCGCUCAUUCGUUACGCGAUCACGAAACAAAGUUGUCAUAUAUUAAAUUGGAUUUUAUGAAGUCAAUCGAUGACGUUACGCAAAAGAUCAGAUCUGCCAUGGAAGGUGAAAUAAUCUUAUCAUCCUUUCAAAUCAAUGCUUCUUCAAUGUUCAAAGUGAUCGACAUCGCAUCAGAUACCAUCGGAAAAUCGUUUCUCUGGGCACCAUGGAGACGAAAUCUCGUACGAGAUCAUAUUGACAACGUGGAUCAUGUCGAUUGUAAAACGUUCCUCCAAAGUGCUGAAAAACACUUGAACUUUCGUAUUCCUUUCAAGUUUUGGGAAGAUGUGGCUGCAGCGAUCAAAGAAGUUGCUAGAACCCACCCGAAUGUACAGCGAUUCUUUGGAACAAUCGAAAGAUUGGAAAGUAUGAAUGCAAAACAAGUCUUGGAUCUGUGUGAAACGCACGCAACGACUAUCAGUGACAGUUUAACCUUGAAAACAGACGCGAAUUUGAGAAUGUAA
Molecule: messenger RNA, 756 nt
Organism: Adineta ricciae
Lineage: Eukaryota; Metazoa; Rotifera; Eurotatoria; Adinetida; Adinetidae
Source: the annotation of a GenBank genome assembly